AUUAAAGGACAUAUCACUUGCAGAAAUCCCUUGAUCCUUAAUCAUGCCCCCAUUCUCCAGUUCUAUCGACGUCGCGAUCUUCCUAACCGUACACUGGAUCCCCAUCAUGCUGGUGACUUCAAUGUGGACGAGGAUGAGGAUCCUCGCCAGCGUGGUAUCCUGCGAAGCACCAAUUGUAGACGCCAUCGUGACCGUCUCAGCUCGAAUCGUCAAUCCCAUAUCCUGCAGGGAUUUUCCAUCAUUGCGGCAGUGCUGGUGAUGCUGCUGCUCCUGAUUUAUCUUGGCAUUGAAACGGACAGCGAGGCGGAAGUUCCUGAAAAGCAAAAGUCAAGCCUGUGGAUAAACAUCCUUCGACUGGUGGGGCUGGAGGAAGAGAGGGAAAAUAGUGAAAAAUCCCAGUAUUUUUCCGAGGAUGAUUCCUGUAACCAGCAAAUAGACUUGGCUCACAUUUUCCGUCUCAUAAGCAAGAGAGUCCUCAAUCAGGAGCAGGCUCUAGCUCGCAUGGAACGUGCUCUCUCAAGAGCCGGGCAGUUCCACUCGGUGGCUUUGCUAGGACCUCCAGGAGUGGGAAAAUCCCUGACGGUUAACUCGCUAAGAUAUAAUUUUCCCUGGCCUGCCAAUGCUCACUCGUACUCCUGGAACACCGUCGUCUCCGAUGAGGUGAUGAAGUUCCGUCUGGUUAGACAGUUUACUGAUGGACUCUCCAACUGCGGCAUAAAUCUGCUGAUCAUAGACAAUUUGGCCACCUGUGAUCAUGGACUGGUGCCCAUCUACAACCGAUUGAUCAAAGAGCGUGAGGGUGAGAUGGACAGGAAUCAAACGAUCCUGGUUAUCUACGUCUUCACCCUGGAAAAGGACAUGUAUUGGGAGCAGUAUGAGCUGCUGCAACAACUGGCCACAGAUACCACAAUUGUGAGUUUUCGGUUCUUUGCCAGGGAUGACCUAAUGGACUGUCUGGCCACUGAGCUUCAGGCGGAGCAGCGGUAUCUUAGCAAGGAGAAGGAGUCACUGAUUAUGGAGGGAGCGAUGAACAGUAUCGAGGACACAGGAUGCAAGGGCUUGCGACUGAUGGUUCUCCAACAUGGAAUUCCAUGCAUCCAGAAUCGUGUCAUUGGCUAACUAAAUCUUUUUGUCAUUUUUAAAUAUCGGAGUCAACAAAAAACAUUUUACUUAAAUGGAGAGAAAAUUAAAAGUCUGUAUAAGGA
This is a messenger RNA of Drosophila serrata, 1205 nucleotides long. RefSeq lists its product as uncharacterized. NCBI's taxonomy places the organism in Eukaryota, Metazoa, Arthropoda, Insecta, Diptera, Drosophilidae. The record is from RefSeq and is a predicted model, not a curated record.